CCCGCCCCUCCGCCAUGGCCGAUGUGGAGGACGGGGACGAGCCCGGCGCCCCCCACUCGCACGCGGGAUCCUCGGCUUCUAAGGCGGGCGGCCCCGACAAGAUGUUCUCGCUGAAGAAGUGGAACGCGGUGGCCAUGUGGAGCUGGGAUGUGGAGUGCGACACCUGCGCCAUUUGCCGGGUGCAGGUCAUGGAUGCCUGCCUUAGAUGUCAAGCUGAAAACAAACAAGAAGAUUGUGUUGUGGUUUGGGGAGAAUGCAAUCAUUCCUUCCACAAUUGCUGCAUGUCCUUGUGGGUGAAACAGAAUAAUCGUUGUCCCCUCUGCCAGCAGGACUGGGUAGUCCAGAGAAUAGGCAAAUAAAGACACUGGAAGUUGUUUCUGUUGGACUUGUUGGAGUUGAGUAUGUCUUAUGCCAUACACUCAUACAGAAGAGUGGAAGCUCUCGAUCGUGGCAUGAUGUAUUCAGUUUAUCUGCAACACGGAACAGUGUGGUUUUGCUGUGUGCUCUUUGCUGUACUGGGAGGCAAUGGUGAGUCUUAUUGCAGGUAUUUCCACAACUGAAGAAAGAAAGGCACUGCAUUAAUGAAUGUGUCUGUUAUGAUUUGGCUGUUAACUAUAUCAAGAGCUUAGAAAUGUGAUGGUGCGGAUUGUUUGUACACCAAAUACAGCUCAUUUAAUGUUUCUACUUAGAGCAAUGAAUUAAUUUGAAAAGGAGACCUUAAUAUUAAAUCUGAUAUGCUGUAUAGUUUACUGUCUGAUAAAUUAAUUUGGUUUUGGAUAAAUACAUCAUUUUCUAAAUAAUACUGUAUACAAAAACACGAUCAGUAAGUUUUUUAGCAAGUAUUUUGUUUUUUUAAUCUGAGUAGUGUGUGAACACUAGCAUUCUCAUGUAGGUUUUCUUUAUGGCUGAAGAAAAUUUGUUGCAUCUCUGAAAUCUACUGCUGUGUAAUAUUCUACAUAUUUUCUGCAAUUGUAGUUACUCAAAUUUAACCACAUCUGUAGUUCUGUAUUUAUAUUCCUUUUAAACUUCAUGGACACAAUUACUUUAAAUCCAGAAAUUUUUGAUACAAGGACAUGUAUUGGAUCUCAGUUAACUAGUGGUGUAAACCGUGUUGUUGGUUAGCUGUCUAGUAUAGAAAACAAACAUAAGCAGUCACUUUAAUGUCCCAAGGAAAGCAGGUACCAAUUAGAUCUAGGAAUAUAAUGUUAAACUUUGCUGUUAUCAGAAUUCAUUUAUAGAAAUUUCUUCAUUGUUACUUUAUUGGAUUACACGUUUGUUUUGGGAUGUAAGAGAAAGCAUUGUUCCACUUCUGUGGAAAUCCUCAAUAUAUCAUCUUUUUGAUAUGAUCAGACCUGUGAUUUUUCCUGCACAUAUUUAAGUGCUUUACCCUAAGUAUCUGAGGUAACUACUAUUAAUCUGAACAUAUGUUCUGUUGUUUUUUUUAAAUAUAUGUAUGUAACGGAGUUAUUGAAUUACUGUUUUAAGUCUGUAAGAAAUUCAGACUUAAUAAAAUGGUUAAUAAACUUGGGUGGAAUUGAAGUAA
Molecule: messenger RNA, 1543 nt
Organism: Numida meleagris (helmeted guineafowl)
Lineage: Eukaryota; Metazoa; Chordata; Aves; Galliformes; Numididae
Gene: RNF7
Product: ring finger protein 7
Exons: 3
Coding region: 15-359 (114 amino acids)
Biological process (GO): ubiquitin-dependent protein catabolic process; protein ubiquitination
Cellular component (GO): Cul5-RING ubiquitin ligase complex; nucleus
Molecular function (GO): ubiquitin protein ligase activity; zinc ion binding; cullin family protein binding
Source: RefSeq, a predicted model, not a curated record